Anarrhichthys ocellatus (wolf-eel) is the source of this 1244-nucleotide messenger RNA. It is a transcript of the gene hmgn3, whose product is annotated as high mobility group nucleosomal binding domain 3. Bases 170 to 460 code for a protein of 96 amino acids. Gene Ontology annotation, biological process: chromatin organization. The record is from RefSeq and is a predicted model, not a curated record. Gene Ontology annotation, molecular function: nucleosomal DNA binding. Gene Ontology annotation, cellular component: nucleus; chromatin. NCBI's taxonomy places the organism in Eukaryota, Metazoa, Chordata, Actinopteri, Perciformes, Anarhichadidae. The transcript is spliced from 6 exons.
CUGUUGGAGGUAGGCCUGUAGAGUUUUGGGGAGUGCAUAUAAUCAACAUAUUAUCGAAGGUGCCUAGAUAUUGAUCCCGUAUUCCGAGGUAGUUCAAAUUCGCCUCUUCUGGACCUUCGGGUUUGACCUCAAAUCGUCCGUGCUUGGUGGAGAAUAAUUCACGCGUAAAAUGCCGAAGAGAAAGUCUCCAGAGGGUCCCGAGGGCAAGGAGGCCUCCAAAGUCACAAAGCAAGAGACCCCCAGAAGGUCAGAGAGAUUGUUAGCGCAGAAACCUGCUCCAGCCAAGCCUGAGACCAAGCCCAAGAAGGCCAUCGCCAAGAAGGUGGCAGAGGAUAAGGGGGCGAAGGCAAAGAAAAGCGUCGCUAAGGGUAAGAAGGAUGACGGCCCCGCCCAGAACGGAGAGACCAAGACCAAUGAGGUAACUGAGGCGGCAGAGGAGGCGACCGAGGAGAAGGCGUAAAGACACGGGGCGCGUCCACCGACUCGUCCCCCUUCUGACAACCGUGGCAGCAAAGCAUCUUUUUUUACUGACGAUUUUUGUACCAUGCUGAAUUUUUUUUAGACUUGUGAUAGUAGAGACGGACAACCAGCAGCCCCAUCCCAUAUGUUCACGCUCCUUUCAGCUCCCUCACCCGCAGUAUGUGUUUUGCUCUACUCUCCUCCCUCCUCCAUUCUGUAUCGCUCAACGCAGAAAAAGACAGAAUGAAGUGUUUUUAUCGGGCGGCUGCAGAUGUUCUUCAUCUUGCCUGAAGGGGGCCGUAGACGCGACUGUUAUGAUCUCUAAACCAGCUCUGGCUAUACAUGUAGUCUCCACGAAGGAUCAUUACCAUCAUUGACACUCUUGACUACCCCCCCGAUGGUUAUACGGUGAGGAUUUGAAGAUGCACAGUUUGGAUGCAGAGCUACAAUAAACCAGGUUCAUAGUCGCCAUGGAGAACAUCUGCAGCUUUUUAAACAGAUUUUAGUUUUUAGAAUCGCCACCACUGUGUUUCACAUGUAGCUCCUUUUGUAUGUGUGUGCCGGAGUGAAUGUGCUUGUGGGUCUCUGUGUGUGACUUUAUUUACCCCCCUUAUCUUUUUCUUUUCCUCCCCUCCUGACCGCCUUGUCCUGCAGCAGAGUGACAUAGCAAUAAUGAGUGGUGCUUCUGUUCUAGACGCCUCUAUUGGCUUUGGACCCUCUGGGCUUCUCUUGAGUUUCAUCCUGUUGGGAGAAUAUUUUGAAAAUAAAAGAAAAAUUUGAUGUCA